This is a messenger RNA of Monomorium pharaonis (pharaoh ant), 1411 nucleotides long. RefSeq lists its product as uncharacterized. NCBI's taxonomy places the organism in Eukaryota, Metazoa, Arthropoda, Insecta, Hymenoptera, Formicidae. Gene Ontology annotation, cellular component: nucleus; transcription regulator complex. The coding region runs from base 443 to 1309 and encodes 288 amino acids. The record is from RefSeq and is a predicted model, not a curated record. The transcript has 7 exons. Gene Ontology annotation, biological process: regulation of transcription by RNA polymerase II.
UUUACAAUAAAUUUUUUUAAUUUGUAAUACAAGUGCAUAGUAAAUUAAGAUAUACUGUUAAGGUGCAAAUUCAUGGGACGCUGAAAGCCAGCGUUGAGCGUCGUCGCGUGACGUCACUUGACGCUUGCGUCAAGAAAGAGAAGUUGGAUAUUUCCAACUUCAAGCGUCGAAACAGCGCAAGCAGCGUUGAGCCAGUAUAAUACAUGUGCAAUAAUCGCGCGAUAGAAAGGUUUUGGUGUAUUUCAAACAAAUAAACAUGGAAGAUGUAAAUAAAAUAUUUUUAUUAGUUUAUAAAAAAAAUAUUUUAAUUACUACAAUAAAAAUAAUAUCAAUAAUGUAAAAUGUAGACUUUAGAAUUGUACACACUUGCGGAAUAUGCGAGGAAAUAUGUGAAGUCGAAAACUUUAAAAGUCAUUCCUGCUUGGAAGGAUACAAUAAUUACAUGAUUGAUGAAAAUACUUUAUAUUUUUAUCCAGUAUUAGAUGAUGGGACUACAAUUAUUAGACGCAGUGAAAUUAAUAAUCAGGAGAAAAUAGUAGCAGAACCAUUUCAACAAGUACGUACGUCAACUACAUUAAAUAAAACUAAAACAAGUAAAAGAACAUCAAAAUUUAAUUUUGACGACGAAGAAACGUUGAUACUCGAGGUACAAAACAGACCUUCACUAUGGAACUAUUCAUUAUCAUUAAGAGAGCGAAACGGAAAACUAAAAAAGCAAUGUUGGGAGGAAAUUGCUCAAAUUUUUAACGGAAAAUUUAGUACAGAAGAAUUAAAAAUCAGAUUUAAAUCACUUCACGACACAUAUAGAAAAAUUAUUCACUCGGAACAUCAGGCAAGUGGAUCUGCUCGACAAGACAUAACGAAAAAGUGGUCUCAUUAUGCAUCCAUGCAAUACCUUCGUGAUUCCUGCUUGUAUAAAACGACUAUGUCUAACAUUGGAAUUAAUGAAAGGAUACAUAAUCCAUCAAGUGCAAAUGAUGACGAAGAAGAAUUAGAAAGUAUUCAAACAGGUAUUGGAAAAGGUUUUUAUACACUGUUAUUAAAACAUAAGGACACCAAUGAAGACUCAACCGAAAGAAGAAAAAAACCGAGAAAAGAGGAAACUACAAAUGCAAUCGAAAGAAUUGCCGAUGCUAUUUGCCAACCUAAUGAUUUUCUUUUACCUUCACCCCCUAUGCCGGAUGAAAUAGAUUCUUUUUUGUCUACUGUAGGACAUCGUUUAAGACGAAUGUCGCCUCGAGUACAAUUAGAUUUAAUGCAAGAGAUAUUUGACAUUACAUAUAGAGCAUUAAUAAGUAAAAAUGCGUAAAAAAUAUAUAUAACUUUUUUAAACGUGCAAAGUAAGAUAAAAAUAUUUUUGUUUUUGUUUUUUAUUAUAAUUAUUUUAUUUUAAAAUUUAUUAGGCAUAUGU